Molecule: messenger RNA, 3622 nt
Organism: Rhea pennata
Lineage: Eukaryota; Metazoa; Chordata; Aves; Rheiformes; Rheidae
Gene: AMER3
Product: APC membrane recruitment protein 3
Exons: 3
Coding region: 64-3081 (1005 amino acids)
Biological process (GO): regulation of canonical Wnt signaling pathway
Cellular component (GO): plasma membrane
Molecular function (GO): phosphatidylinositol-4,5-bisphosphate binding; beta-catenin binding
Source: RefSeq, a predicted model, not a curated record
AGCCAGGCUAGGAGUGAGGAUUUCUGCUCAGUGAUAAAACAUGAAACAAAUGUGAGGAACAGAAUGGAGCUCAAGAGAGGUAAAACAUUCAUAAAAUCCAGUGUGCAACAUGAGAAAGCACCAUCAGUGCAUACUAUUCCUAUGAACAAAGAUGAUACGGGAAAAGACAAAAAGACAACUCCAGAGGGAAACCAGAGUGAAGCUGAAGUCCAACAGGCAUGUUUGGCCACACACAAGACCCACAGGUUUUCCAGCAGAGCAGCAAGGAAUGGAGCUGGUGAAAACAGCUUGGAAAAAUCUGGCUCUUCCUACAAACUUGUAAGGAAGAGUAAAACCCAUGACUGUGUUACUGAGGCAGACAAAACAGAGCAGUGUAGCUCCAGCAACAGAGCUUGUGAAGAAGGUUUCUCUGGAAAGGGGAGGGGGCGACUUGUCAAUAGCAUCAGCUUUUCAGGGGUGUCCAGUUCCAGCAGUAAGAAGGAGUGUGUGGUCAGUCCCAGCCAGUCUGCAUGCAGCAGUCAGCAGAUGAUAGAUUACAGGAACUUUGUACCACAGAUGCCUUUUGUACCAGCUGUUGCAAAAACCAUUCCAAGGAAGAGGAUUUCCCUCAAGAGAUCUAAGAAGGGGCUCAGAGAUAUAUUUCACAUAAAAAAGAAUAAAUCAGACAGCCUCACGUUCUUGGCUGAGAAGGACAAGAAUCUACCCUCUAGAAGCUGCAAGAGUGAGCUGUCUGGGCACCUUGCGAAGUAUCUUUUCAAAACUGGAGAAACAUUUGCAGCUGAUUGCUUGUCACAAGACUGCUCAGAUAGCGAGCUGCAGUCUGACUCUUCCUAUGACUGCUGCAACACUCUGUGUGAAGAUGUUGCCUCACUAAAGAGCUUUGACUCCCUCACUGGCUGUGGGGAAAUCUUUGCUGAUGAGAGCUCUGCUCACCUAGAGCUGGAGAACAGCAAAGAAGUUCUGGUGAGACGAACCAAGCACAAAGACAGUCCCAUCAUGGGCUCUUUCCAAGGGGGUGUGGAGCAGCUGGCUUCUCCUGGCCAGAAUGAGACAGUUGAAUUUGCAAAGUUUUGGGACAGCAUCAACAAGUCAGUGAGGUUACAUCAGAGUGCUCUAUUUGAUAAGAAGUUACUGAAGAUACCCAGUCCUGAUGUGGAAAAGGCUAAAAGCCAGGCAUCUACAUCUGUGCCAGACCCCCAAGCAUCACCUGAUAGAGAUGGUGACAAUUCCAAAGAUAGCUCCAUAGAAACAGGAACACCAAAAAGUGACAACCAGGAAUCCACAUCCACAAGUGAUGAAGGCUACUAUGAUUCAUUCUCUCCUGGACAAGAUGAUGAAAUGAAGGAAGCUCAGACCCCUGCCAUCCCCAGUAAAUUUCCAAGAGACAGCUACAGUGGGGAUGCUCUUUAUGAGCUCUUCUAUGACCCAAACGAAGUGAAAAUAAACCCAGUCCUAGAGGAUGACUUGUGCACAUCUGAAAGUGUUUCAGAACAAGCCAUUGAAAUCCCUCUGUCCAUUUACAGCUUUCAUGCUGGAGCUGAGGAAAACAUGGCUUCCCAACCAGCUGUAGACAUUAUCAGCCAGGGUUUUUUCCACAGCACGUGGAAAGGCAAAGAAUGUUUGCUAAAGCUCUGUGAUACUGAACUUUCACUGACCAUGGGGAUAAUAAACUGGCUACGAAAACACUCAGGGCUUGUUUCCUCCCCAGACUCUCUUCACGGUCCUCAAUCACAGCCGGAAAAGUCUGAUGAUACAGUAAACUCUCCCAAUCCUAGUUCAGACCAGAAAGCAAGUACAGAAGCUCAGCAAGGAAAACAAAGCACAGAAGAACCUAAGACAUAUAAUCUUCAGGUGUCUUUGGAGGAAAGCAAAGAGGCAACCCCAGUCUCUUCAGUAAAUGCUGCUGAAAGAGACUACAGCCUAGACUUUUUCCUUAACACUUCUAAUUUGGAUAUCCAAGAAAGGGAAGAGAAUCACCACAAGGAUUCAUCUGCAAUUUGUGGGACUGUAGAAGCCACCAGAGCAUCAGGUUAUGCACCACAAUCACAGGCAAACAGAGAUAAUGUGCAGAUAUCAUUAGCUGAGAAUGAGAAGAUGACAGUUUCAAAAGAAUGUGAGACCUCCAGAGGAAAAGAAACAUCGUCAGAAAGUUUGAACAGGGAGACUGACUUCCAGAGCCCUGAAAACCCUUUACUAAAUGAUAACCAUGAAGCAGAAUCAUGUUAUUCCUAUAAGACUGCUGCAACCUCACCCCUGGAUCCCCUGGACAGAGAGGGCCAAAAUAAACCAAUGUAUCAUUCCCUGUCUAUAUCCCGUGACAAGCCACUGCAGCCUCUUACUCUGCGACACUUUCAGAGCUACAUCAGCCCCACUCCAAGGGAGAACAGCACUAAUAUAGUACAGCUCUUAGAGCGCUGUGUAACCCAAGUGGCAUCCUUGAAAAUCAACUAUGAGAACAAGCACCUGGAAGACAAAUGCAUUGGAAAUGAAAUGAACAAUAUCAUUUGUAAGAUGUCACAGUACCAAAACAAGUUAUUGUUGCAAAAUGAAUGCAGCUGUGAUGCCCAAAAAUCAGACUACUCCAGUCUCCCUUGCACAAACCAAUAUAAUUAUGAAACAAAUCUCAGAGCCAGUAGUAUGUAUCAUUUGAAGCAAAAUGGAGAGCAAAUUUGCUCUGAAGAUCAGAAAAGUAGAGCAAGAAUCCUAGAUGAUGUCACUAGAAGCAAGAUAAAUUUUGAAUAUGCCCAGUUAAAUAAUCAAGCUCUUUCCUAUCUAAAAGACUUCACACUUGAUCUCAGUCCAUGUGAUUCUGCCUCUACUACAGCUCUUAGCAGGCCAACAUUUUUACCUCUGUUUAAUUCUGUCUGUUCAAACAUACCGGCUAACUUUUCACAAGCUUCAUACAGCACCAACAUCUCUCUAGCUAAAUCCUUGCAGCCUAAGGAGGCCAAGCAAGGCAGCCCCGGGGUGUGGAGUUACGCAGAGACCCCCUGCAAAGGACUGGCCGGACGGAGUGCUCUGUCCCCUCAUCCAGAGCCAGCAGCCCCGGACACAGCAGUGGCAGGGAGGAACCAUCAAUAACAUGCUUGCGUUGAGAAGGUGCAACACUGAAGAAUCCACUUGUAGAUACGGAUGCUGCCUGCUCGUAUGUUACACAGCAUGACAUACCAUCAUGAGGUUACAUUGAUGCCAGACUCAACAAGGAUUUCCCUCUAGAACACCUGCCAGAGGUGUCACAGUGGAAAAUGAUGCUAGUCUGUCUAACUGACAAAUAGGGUUAAGAGUUCAUGACAACUUCACAUUCUUGAAACCCUGUUUGCAGAUUGGUCGUAACUAACUUUUUUUUUUUAAUCAUCAGUAAGAUUUUGAAGAAAGUUAUGCCAUGACAAGAAGGUUUAACAAAAGAGAUGGUGUAUUUCUGAUAGCUGAAAAUGCCACUGUAUUUUUAAAACACAAGUAUGUGCAGAAUAAGCACUCACUUGGACAGGUAAAAUUCUUUUCAAUUGUAUUAAUUUUUCUUGAAUUUUACAGAAAUGCUUUAUAUAUUUUAUUGCAACUGUUUAAACAUCUUAAAGCAAUAGGUUUAUCUAGAGUAUAGAUUGCAUUGGUAUGGCAAGAUUUA